AUGGCGGAUAAGGCGACCUUUCAGGUCAUUGUCUUGGGCCCUACAGGAGGACCUCGCGAAGACAGCGUGACAGGACUGCUAGUAAGAUCAACAGCGACACAAUGGUCAUCAAACUCAAUGGUCGCAGUCGAUGCAGGGACCCUUCUCGCCGGUAUUAUUCGAACCCUUGAGCAGUAUGAGAUGGAAACCAAGGAUGGCAAACGAUACAUGAAAGACGGUCCGUUUGUCGGAUUUAAUUUACCGUACAACUCGCCCCAAGCAAACGCAGCGCACAUCUUUCGAGAAAUCAUCGGCACUAUCCUUGUCACACAUGCGCAUUUAGAUCAUUUGUCCGGGUUGGCGAUCAAUACGCCGAUUAUUGAAGCCGGAGCCGGGCCUAAAGCAGUGGCUGCCUUGCCGUCGGUAGUUGCUGCCAUCAAGAACCACAUGUUCAACGACGUGAUCUGGCCGAAUCUGUCCGAUGAAGAUGGCGGAGCGGGUUUGCUGACGUAUCAGCGCUUGGUUGAAGGAGGGAAUCCAAGAUUUGGCCGCGGAGAUGCAAGAGGUUAUGUUCGUGCAGCUGAUGGUUUGUUGACAAGGUGUCUCAGUAUCAGCCAUGGUCGUUGUAAGAAGCGAUACAAUUCCGAGUCCGAGUCGCAUCAUCGCGUGGGCAGUGCGGUGUUCGCGGCAGAUCCAUUGAUGAUACCUUCUAGAGGCAUAUCAGUUGAUCAUACAGAUGGGUUCUACUCUCCAGCCCGUUCACCCCGUCUCUUCGGAAAAGAUCCAACCUGGGCCACAGUUGAAAGCUCCGCCUUCUUCAUCCGAGACCAAUUCACCGGCAGCGAAAUCAUUGUCUUCGGCGACAUCGAACCAGACUCCAUCUCCAUGGAUCCCCGCAACAGACGCGUCUGGGAAGUCGCAGCCCCCAAAAUGGCCACAGGCAACCUACGCGCAAUUUUCAUUGAAUGCUCCUACGACGACUCCGUCGAAGACUGCGCCCUCUACGGCCACCUCUGCCCACGCCAUCUCGUCGCAGAACUAAAAGUUCUCGCCACAAAAGUAACAGAAAUCCGCCACCCAAGCACAUCCACAAAACGCAAACGCACAGCCAGCAGCCCAGGUGGCGUAAGCCCACGAUCCAAACGCGCGCAGAGCCUUGCCCCCGGAAAAGCACAAGGUCGCAGAUCGGAGCCGUACCCGUACUUCCCCGGCCGUCAGACGAGAGUUGACUCGGGCGAGGUCUGGGGCGAAAUGCCGGAUCUCGUGCCCAUCCCUGAAUCAAACGGACAGCCAGCAUCGCCGAACUUCAAUGCGUCCUCACUCGAUGGCAUCGAUGGGAAUCCUACAAGUGAACCGAUGCAGGUCCAGUUCUCAAUUGACAACAAUCCGCCAGAUGAUGAGAAUCUGCCCUGGGCUGGGUUGAAUCCUCCACUAGCGGGUCUAUUUGUGUAUAUCAUCCAUAUUAAAGAAGACUUGACGGAUGGGCCACCUCCUGGGGAUCGCAUUCUGCAGGAACUAAGGGAUCGAGGAGAGGCCGCGCAGUUAGGGUGUGAGUUUCAUAUCACGAAACGGGGGGAGGGGAUAUGGAUUUGA
Molecule: messenger RNA, 1572 nt
Organism: Aspergillus chevalieri
Lineage: Eukaryota; Fungi; Ascomycota; Eurotiomycetes; Eurotiales; Aspergillaceae
Gene: pdeA
Product: 3',5'-cyclic-nucleotide phosphodiesterase PDE1
Exons: 3
Coding region: 1-1572 (523 amino acids)
Biological process (GO): negative regulation of glucose mediated signaling pathway; cAMP catabolic process; cGMP catabolic process
Molecular function (GO): 3',5'-cyclic-AMP phosphodiesterase activity; 3',5'-cyclic-GMP phosphodiesterase activity
Source: RefSeq, a predicted model, not a curated record